Messenger RNA from Aegilops tauschii subsp. strangulata, 1217 nucleotides. RefSeq names its product probable inactive shikimate kinase like 1, chloroplastic. The record is from RefSeq and is a predicted model, not a curated record. Lineage: Eukaryota; Viridiplantae; Streptophyta; Magnoliopsida; Poales; Poaceae. Gene Ontology annotation, cellular component: cytosol; chloroplast.
CUCGCGCAUCAGCGGCGGGGAUACCUCCCUGCUCUCUUGGCCCUGCCUUUCGUUCCUCGGUGGUGGUGGCGCGGAUAACUCGAGGGAGGGAGAUUGAGGUCGGUCGAAGCGGCAAUGGCGAUGGCGAUGCGGGCGGCAGCGGCCUUCUUCUCGCCCUCCGUCUCCCCGAGCCCGAAGCAGCAGCACACGCACUCCGUCUUCUCCCCCCGGCGCGGCUCCACCCGCCGUAUCGAUCCCCGUCGCCUCCGCGCCUUCCCAGCCACCGAGCUCACCCUCGAGGAGCUCAACCCCUCCGUCGCACUGCUCAGGAAGACCGCGGAGGCCGUCGGCGAUUUCAGGAAGACGCCCAUCUACAUCGUCGGGACGGACUGCAAUGCCAAGCGCAACAUCGCCAAGCUGCUCGCCAACUCCAUCAUUUACCGCUACCUCUGCAGCGAGGACCUGCUCGAGGACGUCCUCGGCGGCAAGGACGCCCUCGCCGCCUUCCGGGAGUCCGACGAGAAAGGCUACCUCGAAGUCGAGACCGAGGGGCUGAAGCAGCUCACGUCCAUGGGCAGCCUCGUGCUUUGCUGUGGCGAUGGCGCCGUCAUGAACUCCACCAACUUAGGGCUACUGAGGCAUGGAGUCUCCAUCUGGAUCGAUGUCCCUCUCGAAUUAGCCGUGAACGAUAUGUUGAAGAGCAAGGGAGCACAAGCUAUUUCAGACCCUGAUUCCUUUUCUCAGGCAAUGGCAAAGCUCCGUCAGCGUUAUGAUGAUCUGAAAGAGCGGUAUGCAGUUUCUGAUGUUACUGUUUCAGUACAGAACGUGGCUUCUCAGCUAGGCUACAGCAGCAUCGACUCUUUGAGCCUGGAGGACAUGGUCAUUGAGAUUGUGAGUCGGAUUGAGAAGCUGAUCCAAGCGAAGGCGAUGAUGGAAGCUGCUGGGAAGCCUGAAUGAUUCGAGCAUCGACUGAUGUCCGAGGAAUCAAGUUCCGCCGCUUGGUUUCAAUAUUUUUGCGACAUUUCGUAUACAUAGUUCGAGCCGAUGAAGGCUUUGGGGGCAUGCGCCACGAGUCUUUCACGACAUCAUAGUAACAUGGUACUCCUCGCUGCAAGUUAUUCAUGUGGCCAGUUGUAAAAUGUAUAUGGCUCAACGGCCGAACAUUAAACAGGAGAUUUUUUUUUUCUUCCAAUGAGUAAGGAAGUAGAAGAGGAGCACCAGUUCACUCUUAGUGAAAA